AUGGCUACGGGUUCCUUCCUGAAGCGACAGAGUACUCCGAGGAGGGGAUUGAUCAGGUCAGGUCCCGGGAGGGGCAUUUCCCUGCGCGUCCUGGCCGGCUGCGUCCUGUGCGUCCUGAUCGUGUCCACGCUGCUGGGCAACACGCUGGUCUGCGCCGCCGUCGUCAAGUUCCGCCACCUGCGCUCCAAAGUCACCAACUCGUUCGUCAUCUCGCUGGCCGUGUCCGACCUGUUCGUGGCCGUGCUGGUGAUGCCGUGGCGGGCCGUGUCCGAGGUGGCCGGCGUCUGGCUCUUCGGCCGCUUCUGCGACACGUGGGUGGCCUUCGACAUCAUGUGCUCCACGGCGUCCAUCCUCAACCUGUGCGUCAUCAGCAUGGACCGCUACUGGGCCAUCUCCAGCCCCUUCAAGUACGAGCGCAGGAUGACGCGCAGGUUCGCCUUCCUGAUGAUCGGCGUGGCGUGGACUCUGUCCGUGCUCAUCUCCUUCAUCCCCGUCCGGCUCAACUGGCACCGCCAGGCGCACGACGACUCCGCGCCGGACGACCCGCGCGGCUGCAACGCCAGCCUGAACCGCACUUACGCCAUCUCCUCCUCCCUCAUCAGCUUCUACAUCCCCGUGGUGAUCAUGGUGGGCACGUACACGCGCAUUUUCCGCAUCGCUCAGACUCAGAUCCGGCGCAUCUCGUCCCUGGAGAAGGCUGCGGCGCCGCGGGCGCGGUGCGCGCACAGCCCGCGCCGCGGCCGCGGCCCCGGCCGGUGCCCCGGCCCCGGCCGCGCCUCGACGCACGACGAGAGCUCUCUGAAAACGUCCUUCAAGCGGGAAACCAAAGUGCUGAAGACGCUGUCCAUCAUCAUGGGGGUGUUUGUGUUCUGCUGGCUGCCGUUCUUCGUGCUGAACUGCGCGACACCGUUCUGCGGGGACGGGGAGCCGCCGUGCGUCAGCGACACCACCUUCAGCAUCUUCGUGUGGUUCGGCUGGGCCAACUCGUCCCUGAACCCGGUCAUCUACGCCUUCAACGCAGACUUCCGCAGGGCCUUCUCCACCAUCCUGGGCUGCAGCAGAGCUGGUGCUGGCCAGGAGCUGGCCAGAGAGCCACGUCAUCAUGUUAUCACGUUACUGCAGACGUCUGUCUACGUCACCAUUUCCGGGUACAAGUAG
This is a messenger RNA of Cololabis saira (Pacific saury), 1158 nucleotides long. Its product is annotated as D(5)-like dopamine receptor. Lineage: Eukaryota; Metazoa; Chordata; Actinopteri; Beloniformes; Belonidae. Gene Ontology annotation, cellular component: membrane. Gene Ontology annotation, biological process: adenylate cyclase-activating adrenergic receptor signaling pathway. The record is from RefSeq and is a predicted model, not a curated record. The transcript has 6 exons. The coding region runs from base 1 to 1158 and encodes 385 amino acids. Gene Ontology annotation, molecular function: G protein-coupled receptor activity.